Messenger RNA from Marasmius oreades (fairy-ring Marasmius), 7395 nucleotides. RefSeq lists its product as uncharacterized. Gene Ontology annotation, biological process: monoatomic cation homeostasis. The record is from RefSeq and is a predicted model, not a curated record. The transcript has 13 exons. NCBI's taxonomy places the organism in Eukaryota, Fungi, Basidiomycota, Agaricomycetes, Agaricales, Marasmiaceae. Gene Ontology annotation, molecular function: monoatomic cation channel activity. Bases 85 to 7371 code for a protein of 2428 amino acids. Gene Ontology annotation, cellular component: axon; cation channel complex.
UUCUAAUCAACUCGGAACUCGUUAAACACCUAAGCAUAAAUUAUCGAGGCCUAUUGAGCAAGCUCAUGUGGAACAAGACCGCUCAUGGAAGCUCGCGUCUCGUCACAAGCUAAUCCAAGGAAACCUCCUACUAAAAAAUUCUCGCUUGAAUCAUUGCGUCCUGGCCAUUCUCAUCGGUCAUCGUCCGAGUCAGCGCUUUCCGCAUCUGCAGAGCAAAAAAACAGCAGAAGUCAUUCAAAAUUCGCACCGCUGAAGGAGGUGCGGGAGAGAGCUUUCAAGAAGCUGCCAGAGGGAAAUCCCAGCUUGUUCUCGGUAGAGGGAUCUACAUCUUCCGGUUCUCUCGCCUAUGAAGAGUCUUCGAGGAAUCAUACAACUCAAGCGUCGAGUUCAUCCAGGAUAGAUGAGAGGCUCUCCAAGAAAGGUGACCCAGACAGUACCCCACCUAUACCUACAUCCUCCUCUAUUGGGUGGAAUAGCAUCCGCCAACAUGUCCUUCCUGUCAAUAAUUCCUCGAUGGACGAUUUCCAGCACAGUCACCAACAUUCACCGUCGUCUUCGUCUUGGAACCUUGCUCUCCCCCGGAGCCAGACUCCAAAGCCUUCCAGACUUGUGCAAAGACUUGGAUUUCGUCACGUUGUCGACCAAGCAAGAGAGGUAGCUGAAGAUGACACUCGUAAAUUUGAGAUGGAGCUCAGGAGGGCCUGUUGGAUCGUGCGCGGUCUCCCGGACUUUCCAACAUUAGCUAAACCAACAACUCAUGGAACGAUGGGUUCAACUGUCCAUCUCCCGUUCAUGCCAAAUCCAACAUUGUCGGCCAACACCAACGCCAGUAAUACGGCUCCUAUCUCACAAGCGACGAAGAAGAGCGAUUACCGACGACCACAGUCUGUUCACCAGUUAGUCGAAAAAGGAAAUCUUGUAGGGUCAAUAGCUUCGCUACAUCAGGUUUUGUCGUUCUACGUGGGCUUGGCGAAUGGUGGUGGCUCCCAUACGGUUCUGAGAUUUCCGAGCGAGAACCUUGUGCUCUCGACGUUGUGCUACCCUUUUCUCAUCCACGGGAAGCCAGGUAUGGAGGAGGAAAAAGCCCUUGCUCUUCAAGCGUUCGAUCUGAUAUUGCGAACAUGGAAUCCGGUGGAUGAGGUUGUAGCUGCCGAACGCGCUCUAUUUUGUAUCAAAGUCGUUCUGAUGCUCUGUCCACCCGUGAGCUCGGAGCCACCCGGCCCACCUCAAACACGCUUCCGAAUGCAUGCAUUGAACGCUUUGUAUAAUAUGACCGUCCCACAGGACUCCUUUUAUCCCGCGCACAAUCCACGCAUAUUCAUGACCCUCAUGCAUGGUUUAUUCAUGCUGUUACCCGCUGUGCAACGUUGUGAAGCGCUCCAGACACAGGGCCUUCAUGAGUCUCUUUAUAUGCCGCCUGAAUCCCAAAUUCCGGAGGAAAAGAAACUCAUCGAAAUUAUAGAGCAGGUCAAAACCGGAAGCUGCGGGAAGCUGGAUCGUCUUUCUGUCGAAGAAGAAUACAGCACACUUUGCUUGGCGAAAGACAGUGACAGGACUCUUAGAGACGCUAUUGCACUAGAGGCGUGGGCCAAAUGCGUGGAAUUCGGGAGCAAUGAACUGAAGCGCGCCUUGAUUAGACAUGGAGUAGAGAAUUACUGGACCAGAACGGAACGACAUGAAUACUCCCCACUAACAGUAACGAUCAAAUGUCGAGUACUGGGGAGCUUGACUCGCGCAAUCAUUUCCUUGCUGUUCACGACAAAUCCGUUGAUCCUAUCUUCAUCAUCCUCCGGCCCGCCUAUUGAUCUCCUAGUUGAUGACCAAGCCCGGGAACUCAGAGAAGUCGAUGGCACUUUGGUGAUUUGGACCUUGCAGACUAGGGUAUUGCCCGAGCUUGACGAUUUACAAGAAACCGCAUCUGGUGGCACAGUCAUAGAAGCAAUAAGGAAGGACAUAGUCAAGGUAGUCCUGGAGCUACUAAUGUCCAGAACGACAAGUGAUCGCAGUUUAGGAGGUGAAGAAGGAAGAUUUUCUACUGGGGAUGGAAUAGGUCAACUCGUUAGCUGGUCGAUAUCUAUGAUCGGUGGGUGGUGUCGUGAGAAUAACAGGUUGCAUUGGAAAACGACCUUUCAGCAAGUUCUACGUGCUGUCUAUCAGGAGGAUCAAUGGCGAAAAAUUCUUCGGAUUACUCGUGCCAUCAUCGAAGUAUUGCCAGACGAAAUAAGAAAGCUUGUCUUGACGAUUAUGCUUCCCGUUUUCCAAGAUCGACUUGUCAACAGUCCCCUCCCGCUGUUAUCAUCCGACAAAUCAGAAUCCUCGAUGGUGACGAACAUACUGGGAAAGGAGCUUACGUCGUUGAUAGACGCUAUAUCCCGCAUGCACCCACAGAUUUUCUACAAACCUCUCUUUACGCUCGCAGCCUCGUCUAAGGAGUUUGCAGUAGCCAAUCAUCUCUGUUCGAUCGUAGCUCUCGCAAGAUGGCUACCUGAUUUCUGGGUCAGAGAUGCAGAAAUGAUAGCUGUUGCCGUUAUGAGUGAGGUCAGCGGUGGAGCGAAAAGUAGAAUGCAGUCUGCUUCUGCGCUUGACCCGACUAGGCAAGAAUACGGAGUAGCGAGUCUAGGUCAAAGUGUCAUCCUUGUGGAGGUCAUUGGACAAUUCCAGAAGGCGAGAAAAGCAAGAGAUGUGCCAUCUCAUUCCACCUCAAGCAUGCCGGACAAUGAAAUCGUCGAGAUCGCCAAAUUCGCUUUCGCUUUGGAAGCCCGAUUGGCCUUGUUGAUUGAAGCAAAGGAAAAGACAACAUUGGUUCCGUUCUCACAACGCCUACUCUUCAUGAUGCUGUUCAGGGAAAUCCGGCUGCUCACGAAGUCGCUCAAAAGUAUCAAGUGGCUUCCACGCCUCAUAUCGUGGUUUGUCAACUAUCACGACCGUCGUGACGAAUUGGAGGAUGAAAUGUCAAAUGAAAUUGCUCUGAUCCAGGAGGUUUAUGAUAUCGUCAAGGAAGUUGGCCGGCCUCCCAACCAGAAGCACCGAAGCACGAUGAUUCUUUCACCGCCGCUUGAGAGAACUCCCAACACGCCUGCUCCUGUUGAGCAAGGUACUGGUAUCAGCUCAGCUUUCGACGAGAAGUCCGACUUGUUGAAGGGAAUCGGCAAGGGCUUUGCAAAGAGAGCCCUCAAGUUGAUGGUGGCACUAUCAACGAUGAUUACCGUGGAGGAUUCUGCGAGGAUCGGGACCUUGUUAUGGGAGCAUCACAUAGAGGAGAACGAUCCCUCGGUGUUAUCAUCUGCCUGCUUCCUAAUGAACAUAUGUGCAGAGAAAACUUCCCUAGAUCUGUUGGCCAACAUUGAAGUCGAUCUACAAAGCCUGCACGAGAAUAAGAGGCUACAAGCAAUCAAAAAAUUCAGCACCCUCAUAAGCUGGCGUUUCCAGAUAUUGACACAGCCUCUGGUCACUGACCGCGCACAUCGUCCUUUCAAAAUGCCGAGAACACCCUUACAAUUUGUCGCGACAGACAUAGGUUCCAGUCUUUUUGUCCUCGAAAUCGAUCCCAACGAGGUCAAGGACAAGCAGAUUCCGUUGGAAUUGAGGAAGCAGCUUGCGGAGAUAGGCUGGGAGAGUGACGAUUCUCCCGUCAACCAGCAAUUGGAAUGGAUUCGUACACCGAUGUCAAAUCUCCCUCCUCUCCAAAUCGAUAAGGUAGAGGGGAAUAUCGCAGCCGACAACCCUUUGACACCAAGCCUCAGUCCACGCUCAUCACCCAGGUCACCCGAGCUCGAGAAAAUAGAGGAAAUCUCGCUGUUACGACGUAAUUCAAGUUCUGGCGGUCCUUUGGCCGGACUAAAACGUCGGGCUAUAUUUGUCCCAACACUGGGCCAUUUACUCCCUCGUAUAGCGGCUAUGAUGUUUGACUCAAGUGUGGCGGUCGCAUGUACUGCUCGAAAUCUUCUGGUUGAUUUGAUGAGAAAUGAUCCUGGGCUGCUUACACGUCCUGUCUGGGAUCUCUUCUCGGGGGAUGAACAUGAUUUUACGGAGGCAAUAACGACUUUAUCUGCCUUCCUUCAUGUUCGUCAUGUUCUACCUCCUGCGAUGGCCCAUACGAUGUUUAAUCAUCUUGCUGGGCUUCUCAAGUACGCCUCCAAACAAAUUGAUACCGAGGAAUCGUUGCGCAAAUAUGCGCAUGCUGUGCCUUUAUUAGGAAAACUCGCUAAUCAAGUCAGUAACAUGUCUAUUCGCGAAAUGCGCAGAGCCAAGCUGGAGAUUCUUUUUGUACCUUCUGGGUCUUUAUGGUUCCCGUCCUCCGCUCCCAUUGGACCAAUGUUCCCACGCGGACCUGGAUUUGACAACCCAUUCGAACACGAGGUGUCUCCGCGACUCGUUUCCAUCACCAUGAUCCGAAUAUCUCAGAAUAUGCUCUUUCUUGCUAUGCUGAAACGCAAUCCGGCAGAGGUUCAGGUGCUUAGAAAGAAUAUGGUCAGGUUGGUAUUGCCUUCGAUGGAUGCGGGUGUAGAGGCACCACCUCUGGAGCUGAAGGAUUUUGCUCCACUGAACUUGUCCGUUGUAUCCGAUCAAUCUGACCUUGUUCGUGCCAAGAUACGAGGUCUAUCGCAGAUUCUCUCUUGCACGUAUCUUCUACUCGUCGCACAAGUUUUUCGGUGCAUGUCUCGACAUCUUAACGACCGGAACGAGCUUGCCGUGCUGGUAGACGGUAUAAACCGUAUCUUGUUGGAACAUGGAAGCGAUAUAGGAAUAGUUAGUCACGCAUUAAUCGCAUUAAUGGUCGCCAGUACACGAUUUAAACGUUUAUUUGCGUCUGGCGGUGGCUACCUUCUCUUCAUGCCAGCUAUCCUGAAAGUGUAUGUCGAAGGCGAAACCCACCACGGCAUCAGGCAUGCUAUUGAAUAUGCCGUCAAUCGAUUCUAUGCUCACCAUGAAGAGACCUUCGUUUUCCAAAGCCUCAGCGCUGUUUCCCAAAUGUUUAUCCUUCCUGGGAUUGACGGGGAGUGGAUAGGGAAGCAUGUGUAUUCCCUCUUCGCAUCGCUGCACAGAAGUGUACCCUCGAGUGCACUAGACGAAGCAGGAAUACACGGUGCCAAUAAGUCCCAAGAACGCGAAGCAUUAAUCAUUAACACUGCAGAAGAGAAACCCCAAACAUUCUUUGCCGCCUUGCGAGCGAAGGAAGGGCAGAACGAGAAAGUCCUCUUAUCGUCGGAGUUUCCACAAGAGUUCGAAGUUAAACGGUUAGAUGCCGACGAUCUAGUCCGUUUAUUCCUCACGGUUGUCGCGCACGAUCUGUCAGUUGCCAGAGCGGAACAGUUCCUGAGAACCUUGCGAUUCCUUGCCCCGCAUUUCUAUGAAGCGAAUCUGUCGGCGCGGAAUGUAUUGCAAGAAGGCAUUGAGGCUCUCGGUGUGAUCCUGUUCAGGACGCUCAAACCGAAGACCUUUGAUCCCACCGCCAGUCAAGUGAACGAGAGUGUCGGAGGUCAGACUGUUGGUCCCAACUACAACUACGAACAGUUAGCAGAAAAGACAAGAGAGCCUAGUGAUACCACAUCAAUGCGGAUCGACUACUUUCAAUUGGUCGUAACAUUUACUCGUGCUGGGGGGAAACUCACAAACUCGAGUACUCGAAUGACCUUCGAAGCAGUGAAAAGCAUCUUACGAGAAGCACCUGUUACCGCCAACAUUUCAGUUUUGUUAGGAGAUUACAUCCGAACGUCUCUGAUUGCUCCAAAGGGAAGAAAGCUGAAAGCCGUUGUCCAUUUUUUGACGGACCUUGUACCGAUAAUCAGCACAUAUGCAGCCACUCUCGAUCUUUCUGCAGUGUUCGUCCCUAUCGCGGAGCUCACAGAAGAUUCGACCUACGCCAGUGACCCUACCUUUUGUCAGCUUGUUGUAGAGCAAAUUUGCGAGGCUGGUCUGACGGCGUGUGAACAAGUUUCCGCCGACAAGCAACUGCAAAGUGUACCAUGGCGCCCUGCUUUUAUUCGUUUGAUAGCUUGUACCCUGUCACUCGCGAACGCCGACAUCAUAGGUCAACUCGGAAAACAUAAACCGACAUACGAGAUGUUGAUGUACAUCGUGCUGCCGCUCUCCCUAUCGAUGAAGUCUAAAGCAGACCUGGAUAUGAGUGGGACACGCAUCGACCCGAUGUUUCGCAAUACGCAAAUGCGCGCUUGGAUGAGAUUAUUUUCAUUCACAGUAGGAUGUUGCGAAAAAAGUCAGACAUCUGACGUAGGUCCAUUAGGACCAAGGCUUGCACGGUCACGAUCCAGGGAUAGCAGAACAUCCGAUGGUUCUCAAAAGACCCAGCUACCUUUAUUAUUGAUGGCACUGCAAGUCAUAAAGGUUCUGAUCGUCAGGGGCGGAAGAGAUCUGAACACCUGCCUUCCGGAAGUUUGGACGAGGCUCAGUAUCUUGCUGAGAUCUCUCCUUGCCGAGGGAGAUGCAGAGUUUGCACUGAAGAAAGAAGCCUCUCCAACUCCAUCACCAAUUCCUUCCCGUAGAGCAAGCGGACAACUCGACUUCAACAGGUCUACUGAUAUCUUUGCAACACGACCACUUUCUCUGGGCGAAACAUCGUACCGGAGUCCCAGAUUCGUGGACUAUUGUUUGUGGUCUAUGGGGGAAUUAAUCUGCGUGUAUCAAACACCAUUAUUCUUGCAAAUGCGGUCGUUCAUGCACGAGAAAAUUCACGCGCUCGAAAUGGAGGCACGUCAGGAAGGAAAAUUUCACUCAGGGCAGCAACGGCCGUCUUCAGUUUUCUCCAAACCUCGAAUGCGACACUCUAAUCCCUCUUCUCCGGAUACUUCACCAUUACUAUGCGCAGUCAAUACCUCCGCGUCUGCGGAUAUCUCCUUUAACUCAUUACGGCCAGACUCUCUCGGAAUUGGGUAUCGGCCAACGCCUCCUGCACUAAUAUCAAGUUCUUCCGCCCGAGGCUCUCCUGUGAUAUCUUCCAACCAGGGCAGGAGCUCUACAGGUCCCCGGAUCGUUCACCUCGGUUUGGUAUCCCCGAGUCAACACAGAUCAAUUUCGCCUGGAGGCGGUAGGGGGCAAAUUAUGAUGAGAGUUGCAAUGGGUGAUUCAACAAGGGUCAGAUCAUUGACAUUGAUAAAGCAGACAUACGCGAGAUUGCGAGUCGUACAGAGUCGCUUGGGCUAUCAACCGUUAUCAUGGGACUCUGGUCUCGAUUCCAGCUCUCGGGGGACAACAGAGCUUUGGACCAAAGCAAAGGCAUUGAAGGAGAUCGUAAAGGAAACACAAGAGUUGAUGGAAGAAUUCGAGGAGGGUGCAAGUGGAAUCAACACCAUCGAUAGCGACGGUGAAUUCGUUAACGGCUAUGAUUUUCUAGAAUACUCUUCAACCACAUAAUGGAAACAGUCCUUACAACUGCCU